AUGAAGUGCGAAAAAGCACAGGACAUGAUGAGUUCUACCAAAUCGCAUCGAUCGCGAAGAUCUUCCUCGAUGUCUAGAAAACUCCUAGCUGCUAGUAUAUGUCUUGCUGUGCUUCCUAUUGCAGAUGCGCAUACAUACUAUCGCAACAGAGCUACCUGGAAACCAAAUUGGGACCCCAAUCGACCUGUUCGCAAAGGUCCGCCUAAGAAGAGAGAUGGAGCAAUCCCACUAAUAAUAAGCAACAUGUGUCCUGAAACGAUAUGGCCUGGAAUUGGUACUCAAGCAGGAACUGGUGCUGGAGUAGGAGGAUUUGCUCUACAAACUGGGGAGAGCAAGUCCUUGACAGUCAGUGCUGACUGGCAAGGAAGAGUUUGGGGGCGCACCAAUUGUAGUUUUGCGGUUGGAGGUAAUGGAGCUAGUAAUGCUGCCGGAAAUGAUGGUUCUGGUUCUGCUUGUGUUACCGGUGAUUGUGGUGGUUUGUUGGAUUGUUCUAUUACUGGAGAAACUCCUGUUACUCUAGCGGAGUUUGAUUUGGCGGGAAAUGGAGGUUCUCAGACUUUCUACGACAUUUCUCUAGUGGAUGGCUACAAUGUUCCUAUGGGAAUUAUAUAUAUUCCUGGUGAAAAUGCCGCACUCCAGGCCAUCCCACCGAAUCUUGUAAAUGCCGCUUGUAUCGCCUCAAGCGGUUAUCUCGCGCCCCCAGCUACCACAGGUACCAAUGGCAACUCCUCAAAUUCCACUUAUCCCAUUCCAUUGGAGAGUACAGUUACCAACGACGCAGCUAUGAGUUGGUGCCCAUGGAAUCUUCAAAAGACUCCACCCGACAAACCAGGCGAUGGCGUCUACCCUUACCCGGACGACAAAAUCCAACGUCCGACAUUCGAUCCCUGUCUUUCCGCCUGUGCUAAAGAUAAUAAGGCGUCAGAUUGCUGCACAGGUGCUUAUGAUCAACCUCAAUUAUGUCCUCGCAAUGAUUUUGCAAAUGCUGCAAAUACUAUCUGUCCAGAUGCAUAUGGCUAUCCAUUUGAUGAUCAAACAUCCACGUUCGUUAUUCCUACGGGAGGUGGAUGGGAAAUUGUGUUUUGUCCAAUAGGAAGGAGUACGAAUAUUUUGAAGGUGCUAGGGGAUCAGAUGAGGAAAAUAGCUAGUGCGGGGAAAGUCACAAAGGAUAUUAUUGAGGCCGCGAUGAAUGAGACGUAUAUUAAUGAAAUGGCAGUGAAGAGUACGGCGGGAGAGGGAUUGUCGGAGAAAGCGAAAUUGGGGAGCUGGGGGGCGUUGGUGGGAGUGCUGGUUUGGGGGAUUUGGUUGUGUUGA
Molecule: messenger RNA, 1314 nt
Organism: Botrytis byssoidea
Lineage: Eukaryota; Fungi; Ascomycota; Leotiomycetes; Helotiales; Sclerotiniaceae
Exons: 2
Coding region: 1-1314 (437 amino acids)
Biological process (GO): defense response
Cellular component (GO): extracellular region
Source: RefSeq, a predicted model, not a curated record